CCCAUCUGAAACUUCUUCCCAUUUCUAAUACAAGCACAUUCAUCAUGUAUAUCUCAUAUAACUCAUCGUUUGGAGGAGAAGAAGAAAUCGAAGAGUACGAAAGGUUCAGUAAACCGACUAAUUGAUUACAACCAUUCUCAUAGAUAGAGCCAAAAAUAUAGACCUUGGUUAUGAGGUCCAUGAACAACCUCAACCAAUCAACUGACACAUUCCAACUCUGGUUGAUUACUAGGCAAGAAAUAACAGGAUUCAUUCCUGAGUAACACAUCAUGCACUUCGAAAUGACUUGGUUGAGCAUCUUUGGAAUUUGCAUGGGAAUAACUAGUCUUUUUUAAUUGUAGAUUGUAUUGCAUGUUUCCAUAUUAAUUUUAUUUUAUGUUGCUUGGUAGUUUGUAUUUCAAGUUUGGGUAUGUCAGUAUGUGAUUGUAUUUCAUGUUUCAAUAAAGUGUGUCUUGUAGUUGGUCCAAAGUUUCAGUAACACUAGUUUUUAUUAUACAUGAAAAUGUUCAAAGUUCAAAGAAUACACAUAGCAUUUGAAAACAACAAAUUUCAAAGAUAACACAUAACCGAAGUGUUAACGGAGACUAAUGUUUGGUUAAUAAUUUGUAUUUCGAUAGUUGUGGCUAUAAUUUUCUGAUUUUUAAUAGUUGUGGGUAAUAUAUUGUAUUUACUAGCCAUGAUAUAUGUUUAUAGUUAGGUGGGGAAGGCUCAAUUUUGGAAAGAAAAAUAAACAAAUGAGUCAUUUGGUUUCAACCAAGGAUUAAAAUACUUUACCAGCGGUUCGAUCUGAAAAACCUCCUACCGGAAGCAAAACCGGUAGGCAAUAUUUAGCGAUAUAAUACGAUUAAACCAUAAUUAAACCACGAUUUUAGCAUAAAAUACCCUACCGCUAAUUUUUUGGUACCAUCUUUCAAUCCUUUAACUUUCAAACAAAACUAUCAUAUUAGUUUCUCGAGGCAUUUACAGAUGAUUGUUCUCAAUGAGUCAUUUAUAAUUGACUCGUUUUUUCUCCAUUAUCUUCCAAUCAUAUCCCUGACCAUUUUCCAUAAUUGCAAUAUUUUCCGUCAUUUGAUUUUUAAAAAAAAACUUUUAUGAUACACACUGAGUUUGUACGUUUAAUGUUAUUGUACAAAUUCAGUUUAUAUCUUUACUUAUCUGAAUCGUACAAAUUCAUUUAUAAUACAAAAUGAAUUUACAUUUUUAUGUUAUGCGAAAAAUUAAACUUGUACCAUAACAUAUAUGAUACAUUAUUUUUAAGUUGUAACAUUAUUUUACAAUUUUGAUUUAUAUCUCGAAACGCCAUCACUUCAUAGCAUAUUAUUCAUGACAAGUUGCAUAGUAUCCAGUGUCCCGACUACCGACCAGAAAAACACAUGUUGGAUGCAAAACUACAACUCCUAAUAAUAACCAUGUGUAAAUUAUGCAAAACCAAAUACCUUGUAGUCUCUUCAAACUCCAAUCAUGCGUUCAAACUUCAAACAAAUAAGUGGUCGGCCGUCGCUACAGUCCAGUCCAACCAAAAGAUCUGCAAGCAUUGUGAAAGACAAAACAGGAAGAAGAAGAAGAAAAAAAAAAGUGAGUGGAAACUGAAAACAGACCCAGUCAACACAACGCCAUUCUAAAUUUGUCAACAACUGUUCCAUUUUCAACCACCGAAGCCUCUCUUCCACAAACCCCCACCAUUUUCAUCACAUUCCCACACUCCCUUCCCCCUCCCACUCGCCGGGAAACCGCCAUGACGUCGACGACGACACUUCUCCCACCGCUCCUCCUCUUCCUAGUCACGGUGCUUCUUCCACCGCUCUCACAUUCCCAACUCACCUACGACUACUACGCCAAAACAUGCCCCAAGUUCGACGACAUCAUGCGAGACACCGUCGCACAGAAACAGAACACCACCCCGACCACCGCCGCGGCCGUCCUCCGCCUCUUCUUCCACGACUGCAUGGUCGAGGGAUGCGACGCCUCGACACUCGUCGCCGCCUCCCCACUCCACAAGACGGAACGCGACCCGAGCCUCAACCUCAACCUCCCCGGGGACGCAUUCGACACGGUGGUUCGCGCCAAGACCUCCCUCGAGCUCGAAUGCCCCGACAUUGUCUCCUGCGCCGACAUCCUCGCUGUCGCUACACGCAACCUCGUCGCCAUGGUUGGGGGCCCCGCAUAUCGCGUCCCUCUCGGCAGGAGAGACGGGCUGGUCUCCGACGCUUCCCGCGUGGAGCCCAACCUCCUCAAGCCCACCAUGCCCGCCUCUCAGAUCAUUGCCUUCGUCUCCAGAGGGUUCACCGUACAGGAAAUGGUGACCCUGAUGGGAGGCCACACCAUCGGCUUCUCGCAUUGCAGGGAGUUCAGCUACCGGCUCUACAACUUCAGCAGGACUUCCCCGACGGAUCCUGCGCUCAACCCAAAGUACGCCGAAGGGCUGAAGAAGCUGUGCGAAAACUACACCAAGGACCCCACGAUGAGCGCCUUCAUCGACGUGAUGACCCCUGGGAAGUUCGACAACGUGUACUAUCAGAACCUGGAUAAGGGGCUGGGGUUGCUUGCCUCGGAUCAAGCCAUGGCUGCGGAUCAGAGGACGAAGCCUUUCGUCGAGCUGUACGCGAGGAACGAGACGGCAUUCUUCACUGCGUUUGCUCAGGUGAUGGAGAAGCUCAGCACCUACAAGAUCAAGACAGGGAAAGAUGGUGAGGUGAGGCACCGGUGUGAUCAAAUCAAUACUGUAAACAUUUAAACAGGCGAGAUUAUUAAUGAAAGAAUGAAUAUGGAUGGAGAGAUGUUGCCUCAAUACCACGAUGAAUCGAUGAUGAUGAUGAUGAUGAUGAACCACCGACGUUUUUAGAACUGUAUGGUACCAAUUUGGGAUAGCCAUCGACGCUGCUUCUGCCACAGCUGCUAUGUUUCGAAGAACUGUAUGGCGUGUUCCCUGCAGAACAAUUACUGCCACUUUGACAUAUCCUGCAUAAGUUGAAAACACAGAAGACAAACAUAGAACUAAUUCAUGAGAAAAACUAAAGCUCUCUCAAGUCGUCACCCCUCUCUGUCAACUCUUACAUUCCUUCCGACUCCCGAAAACAGAGCCAAAUGAUAACAUCAUAGGGGAAGCAUACCAAGUUAAUUUUCAAACAUACCAGCAUCCUGCCAUUUUCAGCUUUUCAGGUAAACUACGCCAAGAACCAACAAAAAAUAUAUUUUGCAUACAUUA
Molecule: messenger RNA, 3205 nt
Organism: Linum trigynum
Lineage: Eukaryota; Viridiplantae; Streptophyta; Magnoliopsida; Malpighiales; Linaceae
Source: the annotation of a GenBank genome assembly